GUUCGGCUUAACACCAAUUUCACGCAGAUGCUAUUAAAUAAAGUGCUAACCAAUUUCACACUUGAUCGCCUACAGACGGCUGUGUCCCUCUUUACCUGAUAAGAGCAGCACCCAGAGAAAAUUCAGUUUAACUCGAAAUCGUAAUGCAGAAGGCUGAAAGACGUCUUCAGGCCAUUUUUCAAAAGUACAAUAAUUCUAAUUUCGCCAAAACUGAUUAUUCCAAGCUAGAUGUAACGAAAAGAAUUUUCAAAAAAUCUUACAUAUUCUUAAAUAAAACUACCACAUUUUUUUUCCUAGGAAUCCUCUCUAUUUUCUUCGUUACGUCUCAGACUGAGUUAUUUAGCACCUCAACGUGCUUGAUCACCAUGCCAUCUGAUGCAUCAAAAUGGUUUCGCGAACCGGAAAUCUGCGACAUUUGCGAAGGUGUGACCCAAGUUAUUAAAAUAAAAAACGUUUCGGCUGCUGCUUUCUACAGAGAUUAUGUUUUACCGGCUACACCGGUUGUUGUUAUGGACGGAGCUAAAUACUGGACAGCUCAGAAAAAUUUUUCGUUCGAUUUUUUUAAAAAACUGUAUCAAACAUCCGACGAUUCAGUUUCUUGUCAAUUUUUUCCUUAUAAAACUGAGUUUUCUUCUUUACUGGAAGCUUUGGAAAUGGACCCGAAACGUGCCCGUUUGGAAAGUGGUCAGAAACCCUGGUAUAUAGGAUGGAGCAAUUGUAACGACGAAGCGGGAAAAAUUCUGAGACAGUAUUAUGACGUUCCAUACUUUUUACCGAACACUUCAGAGAAUAUAGCACUAAACUGGAUCUUCAUGGGGGGACCAGGACAAGGUGCCCAUAUGCAUGUGGACAAUGUCCAGUUUCCUUCGUGGCAGGCACAACUUCGGGGAAGAAAACUAUGGCGAUUGGCGCCACCGCCAGAGUGCUAUUAUAAGUGCCAAGAAAUGGAGAUUACGGUCGAAGCUGGAGAAAUAAUUGUGGUGGAUACGAACCGCUGGUAUCAUCAAACUUUUAUCCUGCCCGGAGAGAUCAGUAUCACUAUAGGAUCAGAAUUUGACUAAUGUUUGAUGUAUGUAACAAAUGAUCUGUUAUUAUCACCGGAACAAGCAUUAACAAUUUCUUUUUUGAUUUUGAACAAUAACUGUCAGUUUAUAGAAAUGCUGUAAUUCGUUAUUAUUUAAUAAUCAAUAAACACUAGCAUGA
This is a messenger RNA of Zophobas morio, 1203 nucleotides long. RefSeq lists its product as uncharacterized. The transcript is spliced from 3 exons. The coding region runs from base 144 to 1061 and encodes 305 amino acids. The record is from RefSeq and is a predicted model, not a curated record. Gene Ontology annotation, molecular function: 2-oxoglutarate-dependent dioxygenase activity. Lineage: Eukaryota; Metazoa; Arthropoda; Insecta; Coleoptera; Tenebrionidae.